Molecule: messenger RNA, 447 nt
Organism: Aspergillus glaucus CBS 516.65
Lineage: Eukaryota; Fungi; Ascomycota; Eurotiomycetes; Eurotiales; Aspergillaceae
Exons: 4
Coding region: 1-447 (148 amino acids)
Source: RefSeq, a predicted model, not a curated record
AUGCCCUCUCUCAAAUCUAUCAUCCUAACUCUCGCCCUCGGCGCUCUGACCACUGCAACCCUCGAGCCAGCCACUUCCAACACAAAGGGAAAAUGCCCUGCUAGUGCGAACUGCUCUGCGGCCAAAACCUCCACAUCCAUUCAAGCAGCAGAAUGCUCGCACAACACUCGAACAUCCGAAACCCAAACCUUUGCAAUCUUCAAAACAGACCACCAAUACGACUCCUCCCACGGCGCCCCCUACGGAACCUGCGAAGCGUACACUUGCACUGCGCCUACGAGUUCCGAACUCACUGACGAGGAUGAGGAUUGUUGGGUGUUUUUCUGGAACUCGAAUGGCGAGGACGAAGGUACUGGAACAGGAUGUAUUCGGAGCCCGGAUGAUGGGAGCUGUGGGUGUGAGAAUUCGGAUGGGACAUUUGUUGCAGGGAGCUCGAGUUGCUCUUAG